AUGCGUGAUGUUUUGAAUUGGAUGGAGUUUAGCAACAGUUCAAAGACAUGUAUGCAGCGUAUCAUGCGCACUGGUCAGAACUUGUGUUUGUUGCCAGGAGGAUUUCAAGUAGCUACAUUGUAUCAACGAGGCAAACAUCGCGUGUACAUUCAAAAACGCUUUGGCUUCAUCAAGUUGGCCUUACAGCAUGGCUAUAACAUCUAUCCAGCGUAUACAUUCGGCGAAGAGUAUACAUACCACGCAUUUCCGUAUCUGGAAUGGCUACGACUUCAGUUAAACAAAUUUUGGAUUCCCGGUGUCAUUUUCUUUGGCAUCCCUCACUGUUUCUACUUGCCACACUCUGACGUGGAUUUGAUCACCGUCAUUGGAAAACCACUGCAAGUUUACGCUGUUGAUCCAGACGCAAAUCUUGAAAUAAUCUGA
This is a messenger RNA of Peronospora belbahrii, 423 nucleotides long. Lineage: Eukaryota; Oomycota; Peronosporomycetes; Peronosporales; Peronosporaceae. The record is from the annotation of a GenBank genome assembly.